This is a messenger RNA of Spizellomyces punctatus DAOM BR117, 1458 nucleotides long. RefSeq names its product arginyltransferase. The coding region runs from base 1 to 1458 and encodes 485 amino acids. Gene Ontology annotation, cellular component: cytoplasm. Gene Ontology annotation, molecular function: arginyl-tRNA--protein transferase activity. Lineage: Eukaryota; Fungi; Chytridiomycota; Chytridiomycetes; Spizellomycetales; Spizellomycetaceae. Gene Ontology annotation, biological process: protein arginylation. The record is from RefSeq and is a predicted model, not a curated record. The transcript is spliced from 7 exons.
AUGACACACCGACAGCCCUCAUUCAUUGCGGUAACCGGUCGCAAUACAUCGAGCUGUGGCUACUGUCAUUCCAAUGAAGACACCUCCAUUACCUUUGGAAUGUGGGCGUAUGCAAUGUCCUGCCGUGAUUAUCAAGACCUGAUCGAUCGAGGCUGGCGUCGGUCAGGCAAAUACCUCUACAAGCCCGAACUCGCCGAGACAUGCUGCCCACUACUCACGAUCCGACUGGACGUAUCAAAGUUCAAAUGUAGCAAGGGACAAAAAAAAGUGGUGAAGAAAAUGCGCAAGUUUGUGAGUGAGGGUCGAGGGCAAAAGUCCAAUGACAAGCUGGACGACGAGGAUCAGAUGGAUGUCGAGGAGCCAGUUGUGGGAGAAAGGCUGGAAGAACCAGCACGCGAACCUCCAGAUGCUCCCACGACGCUCGCAGAAAAACCUCUGCGAUCUAAUGUUGAGGAUACAGGCAACGUAGCGAUCACCACUCACCCUUCAAAGAGAGCCAAAACAUCCACCACAGAACUUGAACCUUUACCCAAACAGCCGCCAAAGCACGAAUCCCAUAAAUCGACCGCAAAACAAGCAAAACCACCAAAACCAAAGCACGCACCUCCACCUCCCCAAGAUAUACUGAGUCUCCUCCGCCAAGCUGAAGCCCCGACCGAUCACACCCAAAGCCAUAACAUCAAGAUUAUUCUCACCCGCGCAACAUUCGAGGAAGAAACAUUUAAUCUGUUUCGAAAAUACCAAAUAUCCAUUCACAAGGACCGUCCCGAGAAACUUUCACCAGAGAAAUACAAGCGAUUCUUGGUGGACUCUCCUCUGAUGUUUGAGCCACCAGCGACUCCUCAUACCCCCGGCUACGGCACAUUUCACCAAAAAUAUUACAUUGACGGCAAACUUGUUGCUGUUGGUGUCCUCGAUAUUCUCCCAUAUUGUGUUUCGUCUGUCUACUUAAUGUAUGAUCCAGAUUACGGGUUUCUGUCAUUAGGAACCUAUAGUGCAUUAAGGGAGAUUGGAUUGACGUGGUCUUUGCGGGAACGGUUGCCCGAAUGUAAAUAUUAUUAUAUGGGCUAUUAUAUACAUACCUGCCAGAAAAUGCGGUAUAAGGCUGGAUACAAGCCUUCGGAACUGCUAUGCCCGGGUACCUACAAAUGGGUAACAGUCGAGCACGCCACUCCGCUCCUCGAGAAAUACAAAGUGGGAAUCCUAGCACAAUCGCCUGAGGACGUCAUUGAUCAGCAAGCAUCUGGCAAUGUUGGACCACACCAGUUAGUAGAGCUGAAGACCCGAGCACUCAACAGCAUCACGGACGAUGAUCUUUGGGGUUUGAUGGCAUUUAACGAUGGCAAGAUAUCCUCUUUUGGGGAAACGCCAGUGUACAGCGAAGCCAAAGAAGAAGUAAAAGAAUUAUAUGCAAUUUUGGGUGAACCUCUCAUUAGCAGAAUGAUAUUAGUCACAUAA